CAUGCUGUUUAUCUACUUAUUGCAGGGAAAAGCUGGAUCAAGUCGAUGAUUCUGACCGCUUCACUCUUUCCAUUUUUGUGCUUUGGAAUUGGUUUCAUUCUGAACACAAUUGCCAUAUUUUAUGGUUCUCUAGCAGCCAUUCCUUUUGGCACAAUGGUAGUUGUCUUCGUUAUCUGGGCAUUCAUUUCCUUCCCCCUGGCUCUUCUGGGUACAGUCGUUGGAAGAAACUGGAGUGGUGCUCCAAACAAUCCAUGCCGUGUCAAGACCAUUCCUCGCCCUAUACCUGUGAAAAAGUGGUACUUGACACCAUCUGUAAUCUCCUUGAUGGGGGGUUUGCUACCAUUUGGCAGCAUAUUUAUUGAGAUGUAUUUCGUCUUCACAUCCUUCUGGAAUUACAAGGUGUACUAUGUUUACGGGUUUAUGCUUUUGGUAUUCCUGAUUCUCAUUGUUGUUACUGUCUGUGUGACCAUUGUGGGCACAUAUUUCCUGUUAAAUGCUGAGAAUUAUCAUUGGCAAUGGACUUCAUUUUUCUCAGCCGCCUCUACAGCUGUCUAUGUCUAUCUGUACUCAGUAUAUUACUACUAUGUGAAGACUAAGAUGUCAGGGUUCUUCCAGACCAGUUUCUACUUUGGAUACACGCUGAUGUUUUGUCUCGGCUUAGGAAUUCUCUGCGGUGCUGUUGGAUUUUUGGGCUCACAUCUGUUUGUGAGGAGGAUCUAUAGAAACAUCAAAUGCGACUGACACUGCUCCUCCAUUUGCUUAGUUUCUGGUACUAAGGUCGAGAAAAACCUCAAGAACCAUGUAUCUUUGUGGGAUUCGAUUCGGUUUAAUGAUGGUAGGUACCUCCUCUGCUUGUAUUCUGGGGGAGCCCUGAAAAUUUUCCCCAUUCCUUGGGCUGUAAAAGUAAUCUCCUAUUUUCAUUUGUACUUAAAUUAGAAUGAAGAGACUUCAAAUGAUUCAAGGCUAGCAUUGUAAGAGUUUCAGCUGUCACGUAGUUAUUGUAUCUCCAUUGCUAUACGACUCGGAUGCACUCAAAUCACUGCUAUUUAAUUUUUUGUUGAUUCU
Molecule: messenger RNA, 1065 nt
Organism: Nicotiana tabacum (common tobacco)
Lineage: Eukaryota; Viridiplantae; Streptophyta; Magnoliopsida; Solanales; Solanaceae
Source: RefSeq, a predicted model, not a curated record